UAAAACUAACAGAACAAACUUUUAAUAAAAUAUAUAUUAUUUUAGCUCCCUUCAUUGGGAAUAUAAUGAGCGAGUGAGUAAAAAUGCGCUAGUCAACCAAAAUGAGCUAGUGAGCCAAAAUGAGCCAUAUAGAAGGAACUGGCUCACUGCCUCAGUUCAGUGAGCCAUUCAUUUUAGCUCACUCACUCAUGAGCUACCCAAGUCUAAUAUACACGCGUUGUGCUCAAAAUUUUCUUAAAAUAUGAAAUAAAUACAAAUGCGGCAUUUUAGUGACAACAUUUAACGCUACUUAAGCGUGCCGCUUUUGAGUUAGACAAAUAAAAAUCAAGGAACCUAAUAAUUUGACAAUUUCAUAAGGCAGGCGAUCGACAUACCAUUGAAAAUUGUAGAUUCAAUUGAACCUAAUUACACAAAUAACUUUAUUUAGCUGUGCAGCACUCAUAAAAUAACGUGAUAACUAUCGAGAGUGUCUACCGCAUUUGCUAAGCAUUUGUUUGAGCUCAAUAUACAAGAGGAAGCGGAAGUGUAAACGUGCAACGGAAGCAAAAAGUUUUCAACAGGAACUGAAAAAUACAAAUAUAGAACACAGUUCACAGUUCACAGCUAAAAAAGGGUGUUAAGAGCAAAAAAAAUAAAAAAUAAAAAUAAAAUAAAUAAAAUAUAAAGAAAAAAAAAACAAGAUUAAAUUAAAACUUUUACAGAGGAAAAAAGGCGAAUGCAGUAAAAUGUUAAAAUACGCAUUUUCCGCCGUGUUUAAGGAUGUCCGUAUUAAUGCCGGACGCUGUGCUAUCAUCUCAGACCCCGGAAAGGUUGCGGGCUGAGCAGCAAAAAGUGGGAUUCUUAAAGAAAAAAGAAAAACAAACAUGUGAAGAAGAAUUUGUUGAAAACUCAAGUGAAAAAAACCUUAAAUAUAUAUAUAUAUAUAUAUAUUGCGACAAACAAUAUCCCAAUGCAAUGGCGCCACAGUGAACAACUCAUAUCAAUAGCUAAAAUGAUGCAGAGUAUUUUUACUUAAAAAGAGUGUACAAAAUAAAACAAUUAGAAAUACGAAAUAUCCCAAGUACUAAAAAGUAUUUUCGGAGUAUAGUGAGAAAAGUAAUGGAUAAGCCAAGCAGCGUCAGUCCCAGUGAGUGUCGCGUUACCAGAUCGAGCAUGACGCCCACGUUGCGGCUGCAGCAAAGCCCCAGGCGUCAGCAGCAGCAGCAACAGCAACAACAGCAACAACAGCAACAACAGCAACAACAGCAACAACAGCAACAGUCAACAGAUGAACAAACGGAAAUCAAAGUCAAGUCACCGAAGCAGCAGUUAAUGCCGACGUUAACAUCAACGUCAGCGUCAACAUCAACGUCUACGCCGACGGCGACGCACCAUCAGUUUCGAGCGCCAGCACAACAACAACAAUCCACCAAGCACAAAAGCAGCAGCAGCAGCAGCGGCGGCGGUAGUAAGGCCUGGAGCAAACGCCAGCAUAAGACUAGCGGUAAAUACAAUGCCAGCGCCUGCGUCGGCGCCAGCGCUCAGCAGCAGCAUCAGCACCAUCACCAUCCUUAUGCCGCCCAUCACUCGGCGAACGGGAGCGGCGUCGCUGCCCAGGCAGCUGUCGGCGCCGGCGCCGGCUCGCUGCCAGCAUCGGGCGCUGCAGCUACUGCGGCCGCUGUUGCCGCCCACAAGGCCGAUCUGGAGAAUAUACAGAAUAUCAAAAAUCAAAUAGCUGGCAGCCACGCCCAUAGCGGCGUCCAUCAAUCCGGCGCACAUCACAGCGUAGCGGCUGGCUCCGCCGGCGUUGGCAGCGCUGCCAGCAGCGCCGCUCACCACCAUCAUCACAACCAUAAUACGCGGCUGGCGCAGACUGCGGCAGCGAUUGUAGGCAACGGCCUGCCCAUGGCACCGAUGGACGCCAAGCUGGGCGGGCACGGUCACGGUCACGGGCUGAAGGGUCAGCAGCAGCAGUACAAAAAGAUGCUGCCACACAGAGGUCAUCAUCAUCACGUGUUGUGCUCCGGCAACAAUGCGAAUCACACUUGCUGCCUGGUAACGGGCUGCAAUGGCAGCGUCGGCAGCGCAGCCGGCAAGGACACGCAAAGCAACAAGGACACCAGCUCGCUGAGCGGCAACAGCAGCAUCAACUCGGGCAGCGCUGCAGCAGCGAAUGCCGUGCACUACUGCUGCGGCCGUUCGAAGUUCUUUCUGUCCGAGAAGCGUUUGCGCAAGGAGGUGAUUGUGCCGCCCACAAAGUUUCUGCUGGGUGGCAACAUUUCGGAUCCGUUGAACUUGAAUUCGCUGCAGCACGAGAACACGUCGAAUGCGUCGUCUAGCAACAAUACGCCGGCGACGACGCCGCGUCAGUCGCCGAUAACGACGCCGCCGAAGGUGGAGGUGAUUAUACCACCGAAUAUACACGAUCCGUUGCAUCUGCUAGAUCCAGUUGAUUCGAUGGAAUACGAGAAGCAGCUGACGUCACCGAUGAAGCGGGGCGGCAUGCUGACUCGUGGUAGCCACUUGAAGCUGCAGCAGCAGCAGCAGCCGCAUCACCGGCAGCACAGGCAGCGCAAGAAUCGAAAGCGUCGGCGUUACGAUUCCAACAACACGUCGUAUGCCGGCGAUGACGUCGCAGUCAUCGUAGCCGAUGGCGUCGCUGAGGCGGCGACGCUUUCGAUUUCACUGGAAGAUGUGCCAGCAAAGGCGACAAAAACAGCAUCAGCAGCAGAAGCAGCAGCGACAGAGACACCCGACGCAACCGUCAAUGUCACAGCAACAUCAACCCCAACAAUAUUAACAGCAGCAACAAUUGCUGCCGUAACUGAAGCAGCAGUAAUAGCGACGACGGCUGCGACGUCACCAGUGGCUGCGCUGAGCGCCACAACUCUGCUGAGCGAGGCUGCAGCGUCGGCGUCGGUUGAAACGUCGGAAUUGGCACCACAGCAGGCGCAUGUGCGCUCUCGCUCUCCGCAGGCAGCGGCCACAGCCAUGGAGGAAACGGCAACGCCAGCUCUGGCAGCCGGAGCACAAACGCUCUCGCCACAGGAACAAAUGGAAUGCAACCUUAUGCGGCCGGCACCAGCGUUAACGUCAUCUCCUCUGCAACAAGCUCUGCCUCAGCAACAACUGCAACUUCAACUGCAACUGCAACAGCAGCUGCAACUACAACUGCAACAGCAACAUGUGGCCGCGGUAGCCGAGCUGCCCAGCAGCGACGACGGCAACACGCGCACAGCAGAUGGAGGCGGCAGCAACAUUAGCAUAAGCAGCAUAAAAAGCGGCUCAGAUGAUCUGGAGCUUAGCGCAGCAGCAACAGACGCUGCGACGUCGGCAGCGGCGCUCGCAGUAGCUUCCACGCUGGCCGAUCGACGUGCGCUGGCUAGUCGAGACUUACGCUUGGAUUUGGACAGCGCAUGUUACGGUGUUGGCGGCACAGGGCUGAGCUUUGCCGCAGGCAGCGCUGCCGGCUUUGGCAGCGGGAGCAGGAAACGAAAAAUCAGCGAGAGCAACAAUUCGCAAAAGAGCAAGAAAUUCCAUCGACACGAUGGCCUGGAUAAAAUUGUGAGUCCUGUGGUGCCACAGCCGGGCGCGUGGAAGCGGCCGCCACGUCUCCUGCAGCCAAGUGGGGCACGCAAGCCGAACACGCGGCGCUCGACAUCCUUUAGCGAAACGGAGCAGCUGAGUCCCGUGGAGGAGCUGUCCCACAAGCCGCUCGUCGAGGUUGUGGACAUACCACGCGACGAUACGCCCGAUCUGUCGGAGCAUGGUCUGGGCAGUCCCUUGAGCACCAUUUCCGCAGCCACAUCACACACGGCCGGGGAGCCGGACACGCCCUCGGCGGAUGAUGCAACGGCCUCGUCUACAGCAGUAGCCGCAACAGCGGGGACGACGGCGGCAAAUGAAGGUCAGCCCGUUGUUGGCCUGAUGCUGGAGCCUGCUUUGAUCCCGCCACUGCAUGCGGCGACGCCCAAGUUCCGGGCGGAUGGACUCAAAUAUCGCUAUGGCAACUUCGAUCGCUAUGUGGACUUUCGACACCUCAACGAGUUCCGGGACGUGCGACUGCAGGUCUUCGAGCAGCAUGUGGAACUGUUCCAGAACAAGGACAUUCUCGACAUUGGCUGCAAUGUGGGCCACAUGACCAUCACAGUGGCUCGACACCUGGCGCCCAAGAGCAUUUUGGGCAUCGAUAUCGAUCGCAAACUGAUUGCCCGAGCGCGACGGAACUUAUCGAUAUUUGUGCGCAUACCCGAGGAGGAUCGACUGGUGCCAGAGACUAAGCAGUUGCAGUCGCAGUCAAAGCCCGAUAAGGCGGAGCCAGGGGAUGGGCAUAAAAAGACGCGACGUGGCAAGAAGCGCCGCAAGGCGCAACAGCACCUGAAACAACUGCAACUGCAGCAGCAGCUGGCCCUGCAACACCUGCAACAAUUUCAUCACCACCACCACCAUCAUCAUCACCAUCAUCACAGUCACGAUCAUCAUCAUUUGGAGCAGCAACAGAAACUGGAUGCAUUGCUGGUCAAGCCACACGAAUUCUUUCCCAUUUCCUUCCCCCUAACAUACGGUGGCAUGCCCCACUUGCCGCCCACGGGAAAAUCGCCCCUCAACUUCAAUUGCAAAAACCAAUUUCCGCAAAAUGUUUUCUUUCGCCAAACGAACUAUGUCCUGAAGGACGAGUCCCUCAUGUCGAAUGACACUCAGCAAUACGAUCUCAUAUUGUGUCUAUCGGUCACCAAGUGGAUACAUCUGAACUUUGGGGACGCGGGCCUCAAACUGGCCUUCAAGCGUAUCUUCAAUCAACUGCGGCCCGGCGGCAAGCUCAUCCUCGAGGCGCAAAACUGGGCCAGCUAUAAAAAGAAGAAGAACCUAACGCCGGAAAUCUACAACAACUACAAAAAGAUCGAAUUCUUUCCCAACAAGUUCCACGAGUAUCUUCUAAGCCCGGAGGUGGGCUUCAGUCAUAGCUACACGCUGGGCGUGCCUAGGCAUAUGAAUAAGGGCUUUUGUCGACCCAUACAGUUGUAUGCCAAAGGCGACUACACGCCGAAUCAUGUGCGAUGGAGCGAUGCGUACUAUCCGCAGACACCGUAUGAGGCGUAUCGCGGCAUCUAUGCCACGCUGCCUGUCCAUCGAGCGGGUGGUGGGGGCAGCAGUGCGGGCGGGAGUCACGGAGGCCACGCCCAGCUGCAUUUGCUGAGCAGCUCGACGCGUUCGCAGAACUACGAUACGCCGCAGUAUGCGGGCAGCGCCUCAGGCUCUGCCAGCUGCCGGCAAACGCCGAUGUAUCAGCACACGUACAACCCGCUAGAAACGGACUCGUAUCAGCCCAGCUACGACAUGGAGUAUCUGAAUCACAUGUACGUCUUCGCCUCGCCGCUGUACCAGACCGUCUGGUCGCCGCCGGCCUCGUUGCGGAAGAGCUCAUCGCAUACGCCGGUGUUUGGCAGCGUACGGGAUGCGGAGCUGGACGGAGAUGUCAGCAUAAGCGGGGGAGGCAGUGGGGGAGGGAGCUAUCAUCGUCACGUUUAUCCACCCAAUGAUGACACCUGUUCACCGAAUGCGAAUGCAUGUAAUGCAUUCAAUUCCAUAAGAGAUGCAGACACGGAUGACUCGAAUCAGCUGCCCGGGGGCAGCAGACGGCAUGUGUAUGCCACGAAUUGUGGCGAGAGCAGCUCCUCGCCCCAGGUGAACCAUCAUGAGGCGAGCGUCGAGUUUGCCGAUGCCCUUAUGGACGAUGAGCAGAAGACGUUGGCUGUGGGCACCAGCGGAGGUGGAGGAGUGGGAGGAGGAACCGCUUACUGUGAUCUGUCGGAUGCCUAAAGUGCGUCUGGACGGUGGGCGAGAACGAAACACAUUGUGUCAAAACAAAUAGAAAAAAAAAAGCAAAAUUCAAAAAGUAUAUACACAUAAGUUAUGAAAUUUGGAAUAACGUUAAGGGGUGUAUUGCAGUAGUUCAUUUGAUUUUUCCAAUAUAUAAGGGCAUAUAUUUCUAUAUAAGUAUGUAUAUAUGUGAUAAAUCAAAUCAACAAUUGCCAUGCAUCGUUUUAGAUCAAUGUAAUCACGCAAACGAGACGCUUAUGAUUUUUUGUAAUAUACAAAUUGCAAAUCUAUAUAUAUAUAUAUAUAUUUUUAUAUAUAUUAACUUAAUGGCAGUACAUACAGUAGUACAUAUAUACAAGUGCAUAUACAUAUACAUAGAUAUAAUUGAAUAAAUAUAAACAUACAUAAAUAUUUAUCGUAAUCGUCGUAUAAAAAUUCGAUUUGCUUCUUCCUAAUCAAAAGUUUUUAUUUGUGAAAUUAUCAAUUGUUUUUCUUGUUGGCAGUUCAAAUCUAAAUUUAGAUUCUCAAUGUGAAUUCUUUAAGCAAUACCACACCCACACCCACAUCCACACACGCACACACAUGCAGACAGAAAAACACUAUAUGCAGUAGCUUUAUAAGCAAAUUUAAUGUGCUAUAGAUUAAUCAUAUAUACUUAUAUAUUUGUGAGAAAUAUCUGGAAUAAUAAACCGUAUAAAAUGUAA
Drosophila mojavensis is the source of this 6503-nucleotide messenger RNA. It is a transcript of the gene bin3, whose product is annotated as 7SK snRNA methylphosphate capping enzyme bin3. The record is from RefSeq and is a predicted model, not a curated record. Lineage: Eukaryota; Metazoa; Arthropoda; Insecta; Diptera; Drosophilidae. The transcript is spliced from 9 exons. Gene Ontology annotation, biological process: snRNA modification. Gene Ontology annotation, molecular function: RNA methyltransferase activity; snRNA binding; O-methyltransferase activity. The coding region runs from base 1099 to 5799 and encodes 1566 amino acids.